AUGGUUUUCUAUUUCACAUCCAACGUCGUUGAACCAUCCGCCUUCAUUUAUGUCGGCAAGGACAAAUUCGAAAACGAGGAUCUCAUAAAAUAUGGAUUGGACAGUGAUGUCUGCGCAACAGGGUUAGUCUUUCCUUCUUCAGCUUGCGACGCCAAUCGCCCUAAUGCUUCUAUACGCUCACAGUUCCACGUCGAUAAUUUGUCAAGUGCACACGUCUAUGUACGUCUUCGCGACGGCGAAACAUGGGACAACAUCCCCCAGCCGCUUCUGGAGGACUGCGCCCAGCUCACGAAAGCGAACUCCAUCGAAGGAAAUAAGAAGGAUAACAUCACCAUUAUCUACACGCCGUGGUCAAACCUGAAGAAAGAUGGAUCGAUGGCUGCCGGCCAAGUCACAUUUCAUAAUCACAAGCUGGUCCGCAAAGUCUAUGUUAAGCAGCGUGAGAAUCCAAUUGUCAACCGGCUAAACAAGACCCGGGUCGAGAAAUACCCUGAUCUCCGUGCUGAGAAGGAGGAGUACACCAUGAAAAAGCAACGCAGUGAACGCAAGCUUCGGGAUGAACAGCGGUCGAAGGAAAAGAAGAAGCAGCAAGAGUAUGAACAGCUCAAGUGGCAGAAGGCUCAUGCCUAUGAUGAUAUGUUCACCGAGGAGAAUAUGGAGGUCAGCAACAACCAGGACCGUGAUGAGAAUUUCCUCGACGACUUCAUGUGA
Messenger RNA from Penicillium bovifimosum, 711 nucleotides. RefSeq lists its product as uncharacterized. The record is from RefSeq and is a predicted model, not a curated record. The transcript is spliced from 4 exons. Bases 1 to 711 code for a protein of 236 amino acids. NCBI's taxonomy places the organism in Eukaryota, Fungi, Ascomycota, Eurotiomycetes, Eurotiales, Aspergillaceae.